AUGGAUGCAAGCGAACUUCAAUGUACUGCAAACGUCGAAAAACUGAACGGGCAAGGCGUAGUUUUACGGCGAAAUGUUUAUAAAUCGUGUACCACGAUUCUAGGUCGUGACCAGUUUGGUGAUAUUCAAUUGAGAAUCGCAGCAAAACAACAAAUCGUCCAAAAUUUCUUGUUAAAAGACAUCAACAUCUUUCGGCGUUUUGUUAAAGAAGGCAAGGCAACGAUUAAACUGUUGACCCAAAAUGUUCUUGUGAUGCUAUCGAACUGUCCGCCGGACAAACUUGCUGCUUUUUUGGCCUGUUUGAAGGUCAAACUUGCUGUGAAAACUAAUGAAGGGUUCACAGGAGAUAGAAAGCGUCUUCGUAGUGAGCUGCCCCGAAGUUUCGAACAUAUAAGUCCUCUAGUAGAGAACGAUUUAACAAAAGCGAAAGAAAAUAUCGCCCCGGCUACGUUGCAUGAUAAAACCCCCAAACGAAAGAGAUGUGAAGGUCCUAGCGACAAUGUGCCACGGAAAAAGCUCAUGAUUACUUCGAAUAAUGCUACGAAGAAGCCUGCAAAAUCCAGCGUAAAGUUAAACAAGUCACAGUUAAGUGUAUUGAAUGCUGUAAAGUGUGGUCAAAGUGUUUUUAUCACUGGAAGUGGAGGGACUGGCAAAUCAUUCUUGUUAAAGAAAAUUAUUGGUUUGUUGCCACCCCAUAAUACAUUUGUAACAGCAAGUACUGGUGUGGCAGCAUGUCAGAUUGGAGGCAUGACAUUGCAUUCAUUUGCAG
Molecule: messenger RNA, 769 nt
Organism: Paramuricea clavata
Lineage: Eukaryota; Metazoa; Cnidaria; Anthozoa; Malacalcyonacea; Plexauridae
Source: the annotation of a GenBank genome assembly